Molecule: messenger RNA, 1444 nt
Organism: Cryptomeria japonica (Japanese cedar)
Lineage: Eukaryota; Viridiplantae; Streptophyta; Pinopsida; Cupressales; Cupressaceae
Product: protein STRICTOSIDINE SYNTHASE-LIKE 5
Exons: 4
Coding region: 179-1255 (358 amino acids)
Biological process (GO): biosynthetic process
Molecular function (GO): strictosidine synthase activity
Source: RefSeq, a predicted model, not a curated record
AAUUUUUAUACUCAAACAGGAAAAACAUGAUCAUGGUAGUCUACUCUUUACUUAGAAUUCAACUUGGCAAAGGUUAUGUAGAUGCAGUGCCUUAUAAAAAGUCUAUUCUAACUAUCUUUUUGUGUGAGGACUUCAAUCCGAAGCAACAACACACAAAAAAAAGUUGAUUCAAAUUGAGAUGGCAGAAGCCCAAGUUAAGAAUGCAGCCUUAUUGGCUGUUCUGUGCUUGGCCUCAGCAGCAUCAUGGAAUUACUUGGUUAGAACAUCUCAAAUUGAUCCUGCCCCCAUAAGUCUUUUGCCGUCCCCUCCCAUGAGAGAUGGUAUUUAUGCUCCCAAUGAGAAGCUUGAAAAGGCAGAAAAGAUAGGAUUAGGGCUGGUACAUGGGCCAGAAGAUUUCGCUCUUGACAGAGAAAAGAAGUCCCUUUUCACUGGAUGUGAGGAUGGAUGGAUUAAGCGGGUUUGGUUUGAUGAAGGGAGGGUGGAGAAUUGGACAUUUGUUGGGGGGAGGCCUUUGGGUGUGGCGGUUGGGAAGAAUGAGGAGCUCAUUGUCUGCGAACUGCGUAGGGGCUUACUGAAUGUGACAAAAGACAAUGUGGAGGUCUUGUGCAAUGAGGCUGGCGGAUCAAAACUCAAGAUGCCUGAUGGAGUUGAUGUUUCAAAAGAUGGUGUGAUUUACUUCACAGAUGCUAGCUAUAAAUACAGCCCUGCAAAAUUUGAGUUAGAAGUAUUUGAAUAUCGUCCUCAUGGAAGGCUGAUCAAAUUCGAUCCCACCACAAAAACUGCGACUGUUCUGCUCAAGGACCUUUACUUCUCCAAUGGAGUGGCUCUGUCUGCCCAAGAGGAUUUCCUGGUUUUCUGUGAAACUUUCAUUUUCAGGUGUAGGAAAUAUUGGCUAAAAGGAGAGAAAUCAGGGAAAAUUGAAACAUUCCUUGAAAAUCUACCUGGAUUUCCUGAUAAUGUUAGAGUGGAUGCAGAAGGCACCUUCUGGAUUGGUCUUCUUGGGAGACGAACCUUGCUAUGGGAUCUGACUGUCAAAUACCCAGCAUUCAGGCAUGUUUUGGUGAGGAUGUGGAGUAUCAUAAACCCAUAUGUAUUGUUUAAGAAAGGGGCCAUUCUGAACUUGAAUGAGAAUGGAGAACCCAUUGCUUUCUUUGAGUCUAAAAGGCCACUCAUUACUGGUGGAGUAAGGUUGGGCAACCAUUUGUAUUUUGGUGGCAUUCUUGAUCAUUCCCUCAAUAGUCUUGAACUCCCUUAAUUUCUCCUCUUUGCUUGCUAUAAUAUUGUCAACAAAGAGAAUUUUUUCUUGCAUGGCAUUUUUAUAUGUUCAAUGGCAAGCAUCAUUCUCCAUCUACAUCUACAAUGGUUGAAGACUGCCACCUUGAAUGCUUACUGAAUACAAAAAUUUACUUCUGAUGCCCAUAACAACGUUGCAAUGCAUCAUUCA